Chelonoidis abingdonii (Abingdon island giant tortoise) is the source of this 638-nucleotide messenger RNA. The record is from RefSeq and is a predicted model, not a curated record. Lineage: Eukaryota; Metazoa; Chordata; Testudines; Testudinidae.
CUGAGCUUAGCACAUGUCCAGGUUAAAAUUGCAUUCUUCAAGGAGUAUUUGAUGGAUUAUUCCUAGAUACUUCAAAAAGAUUAUUCCAAUCUGAUCACCACACAAACACUGUUAUUUUAAUGUUGAAGACUCAGACAAAAGUGCCAUGGAUGUGAAAGAGAGAAAACCAUACCGAUCUCUGACCAGGCGCCGUGACACCGAGCGACGCUACACUAGCUCCUCGGCAGAGAGCGAAGACAGCAAAAUACCCCAAAAGUCCUACAGCUCCAGCGAGACGCUGAAGGCUUACGAUCAAGACUCCAGACUGACCUACAGCAAUCGGGUCAAAGACAUGGUGCACCAGGAGGCUGAUGAAUUCUGCCGAGCGGGAGCCAACUUCUCUUUGCAAGAGCUGGGCCUUGAUGACGCCAUGCCCACACAUGGGACUUUAUACAGGACUGAUAUAGGGCUGCCUCACUGCGGCUACUCCAUCAGUGCUGGCUCAGAUGCUGACACCGAGGCAGAUGCCAUCAUGUCGCCGGAGCACCCGGUGAGGCUCUGGGGACGCAAUACUAAGUCAGGCCGCAGCUCCUGUCUCUCGAGCCGAGCCAACUCCAACCUCACGCUCACUGAUACGGAACACGAAAACACUGAAACUG